AUGAAAAUAUUCGUCUGCCUGCUAGCAGCUUGUGCUGUUGCCCAAGCGGGCUUCAUCGGUGGUGCAGGAGGUGGCGGUGGCGGUGGUGGCGGCGGUGGACAUGGCGGCUAUGGUGGAGGCGGUGGUGGUGGUCAUGGAAGCGGAGGCGGCGGCGGCGGCGGUGGAUAUAGCGGCGGUGGCGGUGGCUCAGGAAAAACCAUCAAAAUCUUCAAAGUGAUUCAAGAAACGGCACCAGCUGAUUACUCGCAAGGCUCGCAGGGCGGCUGGCAAACGGUUGGCGCCAGCGACGGUGGUUGGUCUGCCGGUGGUGGUGGUGGUGGUGGCUACAGCAGCAGCAGCGCUAGUGGCGCCUAUGGUCCUCCCCCAGCUACAGGUGGCGGUGAUGUCAAAAUUAUUAAGGUUAUUUCGGAGACCUCUUCGGCUGGUGGUUAUGGCGGCGGUGGUGCAUCGGCUGGUGGUUACGGCGGAGGUGGUGCAUCGGCUGGAGGCUAUGGUGGAGGUGCUUCAGGCCCCGGUCCCUGGGCACCUAGCGGUGGUUGGGCAUCCGGUGGUCCCAUCGGUGGUGGCGGCGGUGGCUGGUCCUCGGGCGGUUCUUCUGGAGGCAGUGAUGCUGCCACUGCAAUUAAAAUCAUUAAGAUCAUAUCCGAGGGUGGAGGAGCAGGAGGAGCGGGAUCCGGUGCAGGAGGUUGGUCAUCCGGUGGUCCUCCUAGCGACGGUGGUUGGUCUCAAGCUGGCCCACCCGGUGGCGGAAGCUGGUAG
Messenger RNA from Scaptodrosophila lebanonensis, 759 nucleotides. RefSeq names its product loricrin. NCBI's taxonomy places the organism in Eukaryota, Metazoa, Arthropoda, Insecta, Diptera, Drosophilidae. The transcript is spliced from 2 exons. Bases 1 to 759 code for a protein of 252 amino acids. The record is from RefSeq and is a predicted model, not a curated record.